AUGGCGACAGAAUGGAGCGGGCAGCAGGGUUACAUUCUCACUGUCAUCAUAUUCCUGUGGAGCGCGGUCGGCGGCCGCACGGAGACCGCGGCGUCCGGCGUCAGCAGCGGCAGCCAGGUGCUCGGCAUGCGGCUGGAGAGGAGCGACAAGCCGGCCGGCACCAAUGACGACGGUGUCAUCCAGGUGACUGAGGAGAGCGCCGUGCAGCUCCGGUUUUACGGGGUGCAGCUCCACUCGGGCGCCUGGACGCAGAUCCGCUUCACGGAGCUGGCGGACGGCGGCGGCGGCGGGGACGAAGCGGAGGAUGAGGAGGAGGCGGCGGUGGCGGCGGCGAGGGGCGGCAGCGGCGGCAGCGGCAUGAUGGUGAUGGAGCCGCCGGACAGGACUUGUGUUGAUUUCACGAAGGACAUCAGCGUCGAGACCUUCAUGAACGUGAGCAGUCGGGGCACGUCGGGGCUGCUCACCGUGCACAUUAAGCCGCUCCGCAAGAGCGAGCCGCGGAAGGAGUACGCCCUGUGCACGCGGAGCGCGGACGGGAGCAGGUGGGUGCUGCUGGGGGACAGUGAUGGCAGGGUGCUGGUGGUGGAGGAGAAGAAGUCGCUGCUGCCCAUGUGGCUGCAGGUGAUCCUCAUCUCGUGCCUGCUCGUGCUCUCCGGGAUGUUCAGCGGGCUCAACCUGGGGCUCAUGGCGCUCGACCCCAUGGAGCUGCGCAUCGUGCAGAGCUGCGGCACCGACAAGGAGAAGAAGGACGCGCGGAAGAUCGAGCCCAUCCGCAGCAAAGGGAACUACCUGCUGUGCUCUCUGCUGCUCGGGAACGUCCUGGUCAACACCACCCUCACCAUCCUCCUGGACGACCUGACCGGCUCCGGGCUGGGCGCGGUGGUGGCCUCCACCAUCGGCAUCGUCAUCUUCGGGGAGAUCGUCCCGCAGGCGCUGUGCUCGCGCCACGGGCUGGCCGUGGGCGCCAACACCAUCCUGCUCACCAAGUUCUUCAUGUUCCUCACCUUCCCGGUGUCCUUCCCCGUCAGCAAGCUGCUGGACGUCCUGCUGGGCCAGGAGAUCGGCACCGUGUACAACCGGGAGAAGCUGGUGGAGAUGCUCAAGGUGACGGAGCCCUACAACGACCUGGUGAAGGAGGAGCUCAACAUGAUCCAGGGCGCGCUCGAGCUCAGGACCAAGACCGUGGAGGACGUCAUGACCCCCAUCGCGCACUGCUUCAUGAUCCAGGCGGACGCCGUGCUGGACUUCAACACCAUGUCUGAGAUCAUGGAGAGCGGCUACACGCGCAUCCCCGUGUACGACGACGAGAAAACCAACAUCGUGGACAUCCUGUACGUCAAGGACCUGGCCUUCGUGGACCCGGACGACUGCACCACCCUGAAGACCAUCACCAAGUUCUACAACCACCCGGUGCACUUUGUGUUCCACGACACCAAGCUGGACGCCAUGUUGGAGGAGUUCAAGAAAGGUAAAUCCCACCUGGCCAUCGUCCAGAAAGUGAACAACGAAGGGGAGGGAGAUCCGUUCUACGAGGUGCUGGGAUUGGUCACGCUGGAGGACGUCAUCGAGGAGAUCAUCAAGUCGGAGAUCCUGGAUGAGUCUGACCUUUACACAGACAACAGAAACAGGAAAAAGGUUGACUCCAAUAAAAACAAGCCCGACUUCUCGGCCUUCAAACAAGAUGCCGACAGUCACGUGAAGAUCUCUCCUCAGCUCAUGCUGGCAGCUCAUCGUUUCCUGGCUACAGAGGUGUCGGUGUUCAGCCCGUUCCAGAUCACAGAGAAAGUCUUACUGAGGGUCCUCAGACAUCCGGACGUCAUCCAGGAGCUCAAGUUCAACGAGAACGACAAACGUUCACCACAGCACUUCCUUUACCAGAAAGGCAAACCUGUCGACUACUUCGUCCUCAUUCUGCAGGGCCGAGUGGAGGUGGAAGCAGGAAACGAAAACAUGAAGUUUGAAACCGGCCCCUUCUCGUACUAUGGAGUGAUGGCUCUGAGCUCACCAUCUCUGGCCGUCACCCCUCCUCUCUCCCCAUCAGUGGCGUCCCCCCCUCCACGACGCCUCUCUCUUAAGAGGUUUUCUCUGUUCUCUCGUUUCCCAGAGUUUCGUUCUCCGUCACACGGGGGCAACCUAAACCGCUCGGCGUCUCUGAGCUGCACUGAGCGCGCUCCAGAGAGCGGCUCUGUCAGCGGGAGCAUUAAUCAGAUCCCAGGAACCCCCUUCCAGUACGUACCAGACUUCUGCGUACGAGCUCUCACAGACCUGCAGUUUGUCAAGAUCACUCGUUCUCAGUACCAAAACGGCGUCCUGGCGUCCAGGCUGGACAGCACGCCACAGUCUCCAGAGGGCAGUCACACUCGCCUGGACACAUCUGCCUCUUUGCCUCCUGUGACGCCACCAGGGACCCGCUUCCCACUGCCGCUGGCCACACCUCCUGCAAAGCGCCCGCCCUCCAACACUCAGCUGCCGCCACCAAGCAGCCGCGGAGCUCUGCCCCAAACCACCACCUCCUCCUCCGGCCGCAGACCGAGCCAGUGUCUGCCUCAAGGCACCCCGCCUCCGAGCAACCACACCCCCCUCUCCCAAACCCCUCCGUCCUCCCUGAGCUCAGCGCCGUGCACCUUUAACCUCCACCCGACUCUGCCCUCCUCCAAGCUCCAGCAGUCGCCGCCCUCUGCUGGCUCGGAGAACGGGCCGGGAGAGACCACCACUCUGCUCAGUGAGCAGCAGAACUGUGUGGGCCCCCGCAGGCCCAGCAACAGCCAGGCACACCCCCACCCACAGGUCCACACCAUCACUCACGCACACACUGAAAGCACCAUCUAACUUAACAAGUCCCCGCGGGGAAACUAAACUACCUGUGCACUCACUCACACACACUGGCACUACUUCCUGUUUCCUGUUUGCUCGUUGUCUCCUGAACUUUUCUGUAGACGUCUGAGGCGAGCUGAGGAUCAGCUCCUCAGAUGCUCCUGUAUCCCGUCCUGCAUGUCCCCCUCCCAACACUGACACACAUCAGAAUAGACUACAAAGAUGGCGGAGGGAACACCAGUGAGUAUGACUGGAGAUACAGAUGGGGCUGUGUAUGUGUGUGUGUGUGUGUGUGUGUGUGUGUGUGUGUGUGUGUGUGUG
Epinephelus fuscoguttatus (brown-marbled grouper) is the source of this 3135-nucleotide messenger RNA. RefSeq names its product metal transporter CNNM4. Gene Ontology annotation, biological process: magnesium ion homeostasis; magnesium ion transport. Lineage: Eukaryota; Metazoa; Chordata; Actinopteri; Perciformes; Serranidae. The transcript is spliced from 8 exons. Bases 1 to 2829 code for a protein of 942 amino acids. Gene Ontology annotation, molecular function: sodium ion transmembrane transporter activity; magnesium ion transmembrane transporter activity. The record is from RefSeq and is a predicted model, not a curated record. Gene Ontology annotation, cellular component: plasma membrane.